Molecule: messenger RNA, 1734 nt
Organism: Motacilla alba alba
Lineage: Eukaryota; Metazoa; Chordata; Aves; Passeriformes; Motacillidae
Gene: UBA5
Product: ubiquitin like modifier activating enzyme 5
Exons: 12
Coding region: 37-1236 (399 amino acids)
Biological process (GO): protein ufmylation
Cellular component (GO): cytoplasm; cytosol
Molecular function (GO): UFM1 activating enzyme activity
Source: RefSeq, a predicted model, not a curated record
GAAGCUCCCGGGGCCGGGCACAGACGUGUCGCUGCCAUGGCGGAUCCCGGGCGGCUGGAGCGGCUGGAGCGGCGUGUGCGGGAGCUGGAGGAAGAGCUGGCCCGGGAGAAGCGCGGGCGGGCGGCGGCGCGGGCCCGCAUCGACACCAUGAGCGCCGAGGUGACCGACUCCAACCCCUACAGUCGCUUGAUGGCAUUAAAAAGAAUGGGGAUUGUCAAAGACUAUGAGAAAAUCCGUACCUUCACAGUUGCAGUAGUAGGUGUAGGGGGUGUUGGCAGUGUGACUGCUGAAAUGCUGACAAGGUGUGGCAUUGGUAAGCUGCUUCUGUUUGACUAUGACAAAGUGGAACUGGCAAACAUGAACAGACUCUUCUUCCAACCUCAUCAAGCUGGAUUAAGUAAAGUGCAAGCAGCAGAACAUACUUUGAGGGAUAUUAAUCCUGAUGUUCAGUUUGAAGUACAUAACUACAACAUCACAACACUGGACAACUUUGAGCACUUCAUGGAUAGAAUAAGUAACGGUGCACUGGAGGAAGGGAAGCCUGUGGAUCUGGUUCUAAGCUGUGUGGACAACUUUGAAGCUCGCAUGGCAAUUAACACGGCCUGCAAUGAACUUGGACAAAUCUGGAUGGAGUCUGGAGUGAGUGAAAAUGCAGUGUCAGGACACAUCCAGCUGAUCAUCCCUGGUGAAUCUGCUUGUUUUGCGUGUGCUCCUCCACUGGUAGUAGCUGCAAAUAUUGAUGAGAAGACAUUGAAACGUGAAGGAGUUUGUGCAGCCAGUCUUCCUACAACCAUGGGUGUUGUGGCAGGAAUGCUUGUGCAAAAUGUUCUCAAAUACCUGUUAAAUUUUGGUACUGUGAGUUAUUAUCUUGGUUACAAUGCGAUGCAGGAUUUCUUCCCAACUAUGUCUAUGAAGCCAAACCCCCAAUGUAGUGACCACAAUUGCAGAAAACAGCAAGAAAAUUAUAAGAAAAAAGAAGCUGCAAGACCAAAAGAAGAAGUAAUUGAAAAGGAAGAAGAAAUAGUACACGAAGACAAUGACUGGGGUAUUGAAUUAGUAUCAGAAAUUUCAGAAGAUGAACUGAAGGCUGCAUCUGGCCCUGUACCUGAGCUUCCUGAGGGAAUUAGUGUAGCAUAUACUAUCCCAGACAAGGAAGAGAAUUCAAUAACUGGGGAGACAGUAGCAGAGUCUGAAGAAAGCCUAGAAGAACUCAUGGCCAAAAUGAGAAACAUGUAGAAAAACAAAUAUUAAGUACAACUUUCAUGAGUUUGGACGGACAUUGGAUUUUGAGAAGACCGGAUUUCUUACUUUUUUCCUUUUUUUUCCUUCCAUUGAAGCUUACCUUUACUUUUCUGAUGAAACAGAACUGUUACAGGGGCAGGAAGGACACAGACUUAACAUUGUUUAUAUUCUGUUCUCUCAUCAUGUCUUUAUUAACCAAUAGAGCUGUGCUUCUGUAAAUUUUAGUUUCUCAGCAUUGCUAGUGUCCAGAUAUUCAGUAGCAAAUAAAAGGACCUGAAUAAACUAAAAAAGCAGGCACAGCACAUUAUAUACCCUAUCAUGUGAUGAGAAUAGCACGUAGAACAGAGCAAGGGAAAGAUGAAAUCUGCUGGAGUGGACUGAGUAGGUGAAGGGCAGAUGAUAAUGCCUCUCUCAUGGUGCUGCUCCUGAUUUUCCAGGCACUUGUACUUGGUUGUCAUUCACAGGUCUAAAGUCUUGGCAUGGAUCAUGCUG